Messenger RNA from Panicum virgatum (switchgrass), 1740 nucleotides. Its product is annotated as probable LRR receptor-like serine/threonine-protein kinase At3g47570. The record is from RefSeq and is a predicted model, not a curated record. Bases 93 to 1592 code for a protein of 499 amino acids. Gene Ontology annotation, biological process: protein phosphorylation. The transcript has 2 exons. Gene Ontology annotation, molecular function: ATP binding; protein kinase activity; protein binding. Lineage: Eukaryota; Viridiplantae; Streptophyta; Magnoliopsida; Poales; Poaceae.
UACAUCUUGAAAAUCUGGCUGUGUCAGGAAAUCAACUGUCUGGUCAGAUACCCAAUGCGAUUAGCAACUGCAUUGUUCUACAAUUGGUUGCAAUGGAUGGUAACUCAUUCCAAGGAAGCAUCCCUCCAACACUGAAUCGUAUAAAAGGCCUCACUCAGCUGAAUUUGACAAGCAACAAACUGACUGGUAGCAUCCCUGGGACCCUAGGCAGUAUUGGCAGCUUGCAGGGACUGUACCUUGCCCACAAUAAUCUGUCAGGACCGAUACCUAAGCUCCUAGGCAAUUCAACAUCGCUCCUCCUCCUUGAUCUAUCCUUCAACAAUUUACAAGGUGAAGUUCCAACUGAAGGGAUAUUCAAGAAUCUAACUGGACUAUCAAUUACUGGAAAUAAUGAGUUAUGCGGUGGCAUACCACAGCUUCAUCUGCCAAAAUGCCUGAAUCCGACUGCAAGGAAGAAUGAGAAAGCCAUGUCAGUGCCUCUUAGAAUAGCAGGGGUCACAAUAGGAGUUAUUCUGGUCUUAAUUUCAGUGCUUGCUUUAGCUGUAUUUCUUUAUAAAAGGCACAAGGCAGGAACGAUGAAAGAACAGCUGCCAACUCCCUUCACCGAGAUAGAUCUUCCAAUUGUUUCAUACAAUGAAAUACUCAAAGGAAUGGAUGGUUUCUCGGAAGCCAAUCUUCUCGGGAAAGGAAGAUAUGGUACAGUAUACAAAGGCACUAUAGAAAAUCAAGGUGUUGAUGUGGCUGACAAGGUAUUUAACCUCCAGCAAUCAGGAUCAUACAAAAGUUUUCAGAUUGAAUGCGAAGCGCUACGAAGAGUGAGGCACCGAUGUCUUGUAAAGAUCAUGACAUGCGGUUCAAGCAUCAACCACCAAGGUCAAGACUUUAGAGCACUAGUUUUCGAGUUCAUGCCCAAUGGUAGUUUAGAAAGCUGGAUCCACUCAAGUACUGGAACCCAAAAUGGAAACAGAACACUCACCUUAGCACAGAGGUUAGAUAUCGCUGCCGACAUCGUGGAUGCUUUAGAUUAUCUUCAUAAUGGCUGCCAGCCAUCAGUCAUCCACUGUGAUCUCAAGCCAGGUAACAUUCUUCUUACUCACGAUAUGAGGGCUCGAGUUGGAGAUUUUGGCAUUGCUAGGAUUCUCAAUGAAGCUGCAAUUGGAACUUCUAUGAAUUCCCAUAGCACCAUCGGAAUAAGAGGCUCUAUUGGGUACAUUGCUCCAGAAUACGGAGAAGGGCUUGGAGUAUCGACCUACGGUGAUGUGUACAGUCUUGGCAUCAUCUUGAUUGAGAUGAUCACAGGAAAGAGCCCAACAGAUGAUAUGUUCAGAGAUGGGUUAAGCCUGCAUGACUUUGCCAAGGCAGCUCUUCCCGAGAAGGUCAUGGAAAUAGCGGAUUCCAGAAUCUGGCUGCAUUAUGAGACAAACUAUGGGAAUGGUACGAGAAAUAUAACAGAAACUAAAGAAGUUUUGGCUGCCAUCAUCCAGCUAGGUGUGAUGUGCUCAAAGCAAUCACCCAGAGAGCGGCUGUCAGCAAGUAAUGCCGCUGCAGAGAUGCAUAAUAUCAGAGAUGCGUUCCUCAGCACUCAGUUAUGAGUUCAUGUCAAAUCAUAUGGACAGCUAUCAACAUGUACUCAGUUAUGAGAGUGUUGCAAAUUUAUGAAAUUCGAACUGUAUUGUCAUUUUGUGGGCCUUGCCGCCUUACCAUGCAUUUUGUGUUUAUACUUGUGGUCAAUUGUUUUCA